Anopheles aquasalis is the source of this 684-nucleotide messenger RNA. RefSeq lists its product as uncharacterized. The record is from RefSeq and is a predicted model, not a curated record. Lineage: Eukaryota; Metazoa; Arthropoda; Insecta; Diptera; Culicidae.
GUUGUGUUUAUCGUGCUUGUGCUUGUGCUUGUGUGUGUCCAGUUGCUUUCCGUCGAGUAGUGUCCACACAGUCGGUACAGGAUGAAGCUCUUCCGUAGCGCCAGCAGUGCCCUGCUGUUCGUCCUGAUCGUUGGCCUUGCCUGGAGCCAGCAGCUCGAACAGGAGGAUGGCGAAGAGACGAGCGAUCUGGAGACGGCGGAAUCGGCGUUCCACAUUGAUCCGAAAACUGUGAUCUUGACGGGAUUGGCCGGAAUCGGUGGGCUGGUUGUGACGGGCGUCGGUCUGGGAAAGCUGCUGCUGCUGGCCAAGGCGGGCAGCAGCUUCGGCCACAGCUCCUCCAGCGGCUGGGACAGUUCAUCCUCCUCCUCUUCCCAUCCUUCCUAUCCUUCGUACAAGUCGUACUCGAGCAGCUACUCGUCGGAUGAGCCCAAGUCCACCUCGUACUCGGGCUCGCUCAAAGUGACCGGUUCGCUGUCGCCGGUGCACUAGCGCGCGCAGAUGUGGAGCGUACGAUCGCGGUUUCCUGUUCCGUUGGGAGUUGCGGCGGCAGUCGUGCUGCUGGCCAGUUUUUGGAGUAAUCUAGCUCUAAGGUUAGGGCAUCGUGCGUUAGCGUUGCAUAUACGUGCGGCACCGUAAUGGCAUGAGGAUUAGAAGAAGAAGAAGAAAAAAAACACUGUUACUGUU